UCAUCAUGAAGAAGAUAUAUUUCAUCUUUAUUCUUUUGAUAUGGAGUUUGCAAAAUUGCCUCUCUGUGGUCAAGUACUUCAUUUUAAUCAUUUCUGUGUGGCUUGUAUAUUUAUCAGAAAGUAACUUUAUAAGGGGAAUUUAGUUCCUCAAGAACUUAUUUUUUAUACAGACAAACUAGGAUGAAAUUUGUCUUUCUUAUCUAGUAGAGUCUCUGUAUAUGUGCUUUAUUGUUUGAUUUAGUCCUUAUAUAAAAGAUGAACCUCUUACUGUGAUAUAGUCUAUAUGAGGGAGCUCAAGUUGGUCUUUCAGUUUGAAAUGUAUAACAUUUGUUCAUUUAAAGGGCUCACUUCUUGGCUUAAAGGCUGUAUUUAAUCUCUCUUGAGAGAUUGAAUUAGGAAAACUCUAGCUUACAUCUAAUGAUUAUGAAUCACAAGGAUCAUUGUGAUAAAGUAGGGCUACUAGCUUCUUUACAGGGAAUUAUUAGUAAUGCUCAGAAUAACCUAUGAAGGGAUUUGGAGCUCAAGUUGAGUGACCAUGAAUAGUUGACUGUAACAAUACUCCCAAGUAAGCUAAUGAGAAUUAAUUUUGUGUAAAUUUGACUAGUCUUUCUGCUUGGCUCACUUAAUUGUAGUGAAAUCUUAAUUUGAAUCAGAUGUUUUAAAAAUUUCGAACAGGUGAUCAACCAACUUAUCCUGCUGCCUCAAUAACCAUGCAUCUCUGGGUAGUUAAUAAAGUUUUGGCUAAUAAAAAAAUUGUUGCUUAAUCUUGGAAGUCUUCUUCAGGCAAAAAUCUUAGAAAUUAUAUCAAGGAAGUUCUGUUUACAGAGUGUUUACUUGAUUCGUACUCUUCAGCUUCGAAAAAUUAGACCCGAGCCACAAAGCUUAAGUUUGUUAAAUUCUUCAUUAAUCCAGCAGCUUCUGGAUUCUUUACCAGCAAAUUUUUGAUUGUCAACUGAAUUUGCUAUUUCUAGAUGAAUUCUUAAGAAUUCUGGUUUGAUUUUUUUAAAUUAUUUUCAAAUCAUAAUGAUAAAUCUUAGUGAAUAUUUUCCAAGUCCCUAUUUAACAUUGGAAAAUUUUCUAAAAAUAAUAGAGAAGAGUCAUUGUCUAAUUUAAAUCCUGAUUCUAAAAUCAUCGCCUGACAAAAGAGUGUUAAUACUACUGAAAACAAAGAUCAAGAAUUCGCAAAAGACAUGAAACUCAAGAUUAAAAAUGGAUGUAAUAUAAUAUUGUUCAAUAAUUGCAAGAUUAUUAUCCAAGCAAACAAGAUAGAAUCAAGUGUUACCUCAGAUAUUCAGAAAUAUGGUCAGAACUUAAAUUUUGGAACUCCAAAAUAUCCUUGCCAGAUCUUCAUCAAGCCAUUGAUUUUACUAAAGAAGGAUUUUAGCUAUAAAAUUGACAGAGAAGUAACUGAUAAGAAAACAAAAGAUGUGAUCAAGAAGCCCUUAAUUACAAAUGGAUCUUAUAGUACUAAUACUCAGAGCAAUAGAGCUUAUCAAAACGCAUCAAUACUCCAAAACAAAGAUUUAAUGAAUGAAAUGGAGAUCCUCCUCUAUAUUUUCUCUGCCGGUGCCAAGCAAUAG
Moneuplotes crassus is the source of this 1580-nucleotide messenger RNA. The record is from the annotation of a GenBank genome assembly. NCBI's taxonomy places the organism in Eukaryota, Ciliophora, Spirotrichea, Euplotida, Euplotidae.